This is a messenger RNA of Aaosphaeria arxii CBS 175.79, 1232 nucleotides long. RefSeq lists its product as uncharacterized. The coding region runs from base 110 to 1141 and encodes 343 amino acids. NCBI's taxonomy places the organism in Eukaryota, Fungi, Ascomycota, Dothideomycetes, Pleosporales. Gene Ontology annotation, molecular function: DNA-binding transcription factor activity, RNA polymerase II-specific; DNA binding; zinc ion binding. The record is from RefSeq and is a predicted model, not a curated record. Gene Ontology annotation, biological process: DNA-templated transcription; regulation of DNA-templated transcription. The transcript has 3 exons.
GCGUCUCUAGUGCAGCCGCAACAACUGCGGUGGCUACAGUAUCCCGAGGCAUCGAGGUCUGGUUGUCUGUCGCGUUGUUCGUGCGAAGCUUCAAACCUGUUUGAAGUUCAUGUGGGGUUCGGGGUUUGUUCGUGUGGGGGCUCGGUUGUCGGUUAAAGGUUGCGUAGUUACAUUCAGGUUUCUGCUUCGUACCCUUUCGGGUUCCUCACGAAUCAAGAAUAUCUCACCAAACAUGUCGUCGAACAACUACAGAGAGCGCAGACAUCGCGCUCGUAUGGUGUGCACCAAUUGCCAUGGACGGAAGAUUCGAUGCGACCUUCAGGAUUGCCACCCGAACAAGACUUGCGGGAACUGCGGCAGGGCAGGAUUGCGCUGCCGUCCACAUAUUGGCGUGCGCCGUAGACGAGCCGGCACUGGAAUGGAGGGACAGGACCGAGCUGAAGCUGAUAUCAUUGCGACUGCCACCAGUACCAGUCGGGAUACCGAAGACCUUCGUGGCAAUAAUCUCGGCUUAGUCCGUUCGCAACAGGAGGGUUCAGCCGAAGUGAGCGCCGACCAAGGACGUUGCGGCUAUAUCGGCGGUGGAUCGGUCAUGGCUGAUGCUUCUUCCAGCGAGCUCAUAUCGUGUCCGCCCAUGGGCAAUUUGCGGCCCAGGGAAACGGAUCUCAUUUUCCGCUCGACCAAGGCACUCGAAACACCGCCGCCCACACUGGCAAACGCAUUGACAGACAGCUUCUUUGACGAGCUGUUCCCUAUUGCGCCCCUUGUAGAUCGCCAUGAGCUUACAGUGGAUGGCGCAUCGCAUUUGCUUCGGCAAUCAGUUUACUUUGCUGGUAGUCUGGUGCGUCGAUCUUGGAUUCAUGCCCCGGCCUUCUCCCCACGCGAGUUUUAUGUCAAGAUCAAAACGCUACUUUUCCUAGAGAUAGAACAGGAUCCAAUGGUCGUCCUCCGCGCGUUGGCUCUAGUUGGGCUUUGGAGUUCAGGCUCACCAAAGGUAAUCACUCUGAAUUGCCCCUGGCAAUGGACAGGAGAGGCUCUGCGACUUGCUUCACAGCUCGGCCUUCACAAAGAAUCGAGUUACGAACGUCUUGGUUCUAGCAAAGGUUUAGGCCGCAGAGUGUUCUGGGGUCUCUUUGUAUGAUCUGAGCUCUGCGCAUAUUCAAGUUCGCCACUAAUUUGGAUAGAUCAAUGAUACAUUGCAGUCGGCUUGCUAUGGGCGACCCCCGAUGUUU